AUGGAACAAAGACCUAGAAGAAAACUUAGCAGCAGAAGGUCAAGCAAGGCACAGUCUCCAGAAGCAGAGGUAAAAGUUUAUAAGAAGGAAAAUGCGAUGAUAGAGAAUUGAAAUUGGAAAAUCAGUGUGAAGUAUCCUCAAAUAGAAGACCUAUACUUGGGCUUUGGGGGUCUCCUAAUCCCUAGAAAUGAUCAUUGGAAAGAACUCUAUUUUAAAGAGUCUUUAUUUCAGAAUCCUUCUUUGAAUAAAUUUUGCCAAGGGACUAGUAAUCUCUGGGUGGAUUCAAAGAGCAGGCUAAAGUACUUAAAAAAAAUGGUGCUGUGUAUCUUAAAUAAUGAAGAUAAUUAUAGAAUUAAAUCAAAAAACUUAGAACAGACAUUCAGAUCAGCUUAUGUUAUAAAGAAUUUAAUAUGCAAAAUUCAUUCUCUCAAGAAACUUGGGAUUACCAAAGUGAUUAUUACUUCUAAAAACUUUGCCAACAUUCUUCUGAACGGAGUGAAUUUGGAAGUAUUCACAAUGGAAGAUAGUAUGGUAAUGGGUCCUAAGCUCAAAUUCACAGCGAAUGGUACCUCUAAACUAAAUACAAUUAAUAUGGAUUGGUCUUUUAAUCAAAUUUCACUUCCAGUUGAGAUCAAGGACAAACCAGAUUACUUUGAUAAAAUCUUAAGCAUCAUCAGUCAGUGCCCAUGUGCAAAGACUUUAGGAGAGAUCGUUUUCAGGAACGCUCUUCACGACAAAAAUCUAUGCUCCCAUCUAAGGGCCAUGCACAUCCCCUUAAAGGUAUUCUGGAUCAACAAGGGAUUUGUAAUUUACUAACCCAUCAGAUUCUGACCAAACUUUCAAUUA
This is a messenger RNA of Moneuplotes crassus, 846 nucleotides long. The record is from the annotation of a GenBank genome assembly. Lineage: Eukaryota; Ciliophora; Spirotrichea; Euplotida; Euplotidae.